Pungitius pungitius (ninespine stickleback) is the source of this 1546-nucleotide messenger RNA. It is a transcript of the gene prrx1b, whose product is annotated as paired related homeobox 1b. Gene Ontology annotation, molecular function: DNA-binding transcription factor activity, RNA polymerase II-specific; RNA polymerase II cis-regulatory region sequence-specific DNA binding. Bases 597 to 1541 code for a protein of 314 amino acids. Gene Ontology annotation, biological process: regulation of transcription by RNA polymerase II. The transcript is spliced from 5 exons. Gene Ontology annotation, cellular component: nucleus. NCBI's taxonomy places the organism in Eukaryota, Metazoa, Chordata, Actinopteri, Perciformes, Gasterosteidae. The record is from RefSeq and is a predicted model, not a curated record.
GGUGACUACAGGGUCUAUAGCCUGGAGGAGCGGCGGUAACGUCCUGCCUCCCCGCGCCUAGCUGCCGCUGAGCAACUUUUUGCGCGCACACGCAGCUUCGCGCAUCUGGUCGUCAUCAUCAUCAUCAUCAGCAGCAGCAUCAGCAGCAGCAGCGGCAGCGGCAGCUCUUCCUGCUCAGAUGUGACUCAACCGUAGUCGGAAGAGAGCUCCUUCUCCUCAGAGGACUUGUGCGAAACGCGUCUUUGAGACUUUUCCUUCCGAGGCAGCAGGACACGCUGAUGUUUGUCUCGUUUGACGCGCGCCGCCGGAUGGAUUGUGUGUGAGGGGUUUGAUCGCACGUGGCGGAGUGAGGGAAACAGGCUUGGAGAAAACCUUGCUGAAGUUGGUUCGAGUCCCGCUCGACUGAUCUGGAUGUGAAUAGAUCCGCGUUCCGCCUCGGAAGAACCGAGUGUCUCUCGGUGUGGUUUCUGGAGCUCGUGCGCUCUACACACGCGGAUCUUUUUUGGCUCGCUUGUCGAUUCCUCGCUUUCUGUUUCUCAUCAGAGCUGCGAGUUUUUUUUUCUUCUUUUUUUUUACGCUGUUCCUCCGCUUGCGUCAUGACUUCUAGCUAUGCACAUGUAAUGGACAGGCAAGCCUCGCUUUCAAACCGCCUGGAGAGUCCGAUCACGUCGAACCUGGACAACCUGCAAGCCAAAAAGAACUUCUCGGUCAGCCACCUGUUGGAUCUGGAAGAGGCCGGGGAAAUGGUCGGCACCCAGGCCGACGAGAGCGUCGGAGAGGCGGGGAGGAGUAUGCUGGAGUCCCCGGGGCUGACGAGCGGAAGCGAUACGACCCAGCAGGAGAAUGAACAGAUGAACACGGAGGAGAAGAAGAAGAGGAAGCAGCGCAGGAACAGGACCACCUUCAACAGCAGCCAGCUCCAGGCUCUGGAGAGAGUGUUUGAGAGGACACACUACCCCGACGCCUUCGUCCGGGAGGACCUGGCCCGCCGGGUCAACCUCACCGAGGCCCGAGUCCAGGUUUGGUUUCAGAACCGGAGAGCUAAGUUCCGCAGGAAUGAGCGCGCCAUGCUGGCCAGCAAAAACGCCUCGCUCCUCAAAUCGUACUCCGGAGACGUCACGGCGGUGGAGCAGCCGAUCGUACCGCGCCCGGCGCCACGCCCAAACGACUACCUGUCCUGGGGCAGUGCUGCCCCCUACAGUCCCAUCGCUCCCCUCUGUCAGCAUGAGCAGGGCGGGACCAGAUCCUGUGACCCUCCUGACGAGCGCCAUGGCCACCUACCCGCCCACCUGCUCCAACACCAACACGUCCCAGGGCAUGAACAUGGCCAACAGCAUCGCCAACCUGCGGCUCAAAGCCAAGGAGUACAGCUUGAACCAGGUGCCCACGGUAAACUGAGAGGAGGAGGAGGAGGAGGAGGAGGAGGAGGAGGAGCGGAUGGUGACUGGCGCAGGAGGGGAGGGGAACCCCACUGCCACUGGACCCCCGCGGACGGACACCGUCUGUGGGUUGAGCAUCACCUCACAUACCCCGGAUCAUGAAGCCU